Molecule: messenger RNA, 580 nt
Organism: Salvelinus sp. IW2-2015
Lineage: Eukaryota; Metazoa; Chordata; Actinopteri; Salmoniformes; Salmonidae
Source: RefSeq, a predicted model, not a curated record
UUACUUUCACUUUCACAGCCUUAGGAAAUAAGAUAUCAGAAGUAGGCUAGAAUAUGAACCACACAUUGUUUUGGCAUAUCUAAUUUGAAUUUACUUGUAUUUAUUAUCUAAACAAACAAACGAAUUAGCAAAUAUGCCCAAACUAACGCUCAUCGGAUUGUACUUUUGGAUUUGUCUUUCGCAAAYGGUGGUUUCCGGAGAGGAUCGUUAUCAUAAAGUGGACYGUGAGCUGGUGUUGACACCGGACAAGUCCACAGUGCCUGACUCCAUCACAAGCAUCCUAUGGAAGCAUGGGAAGGACAAGGUGGCAGAGUGGGACAAUGAUUUUGGUGGUCUGGACAUCUAUGCUGCCUUCAAAAACCGUACAACCCUGYACCAGACUACUGGAGAGCUGAGAAUCAGUGGAUUGAAGAAAACAGACAUUGGAGUUUAUUCUGUGGAGUUCAACAGCAAACUGCUUGACAAGACAUAUACACUGUCUGUUAUCAAGGCAGUCCCCAAACCCACAAUCACUUCUUCCUGUAACGCCAACCUAACCUCCUGCACUCUGACCUGUGAGGGCAACACCACUGAUGCUGAA